AUGAGGGACUAUAUCGUACCAAAUACUUUAUGUCCUCUGUCUUUGCCCGAGGCAACAUCUAUACAUUUGGAGGACGAAACGGAUCAAGACAAUACACACGAAUCUCACUGUCAGAGAGGAGACUAUAUGAAGCCAACAUGCCUGCUGGAUUCAAAGGAUGAUUUUUCUGUCCGGCAUGCUAUGACGGGCGCCGCCAUAUCUACCUUGUUGGCGGAGUGGAGAUUGAUCCGGAUACCUUCCAAAAGGUCACGUUUGAUCGGGUGGAUCGCUUCUAUAUUGACACUCAACAGUUUGAUCGUGUUGGAAAUCUCGGAAAUC
Acytostelium subglobosum LB1 is the source of this 318-nucleotide messenger RNA. RefSeq lists its product as hypothetical. Lineage: Eukaryota; Evosea; Eumycetozoa; Acytosteliales; Acytosteliaceae. The record is from RefSeq and is a predicted model, not a curated record. The annotation marks the transcript as partial. The transcript has a single exon.